GUAAAGUUACAAUUAAAAUGUUAAUGAAAUAUUUCUAUACCAUUUCCGAACAUUACAAUAUUUCGGGAAUGUUACAUGCUGUGUGGGAAUGUAUCGGUAUGCAGUUAAGACCCGUUCAAAAGCGAAACAUGCAUGAAAAGCCGUGAGGAGUAAUGCGGCACCUUCAAAAGCAAGGAAAUUCAGUGAAAGAGUCACUUGUCUAGUGACAGUGCUUUCGGGGUUAGUAGAACGCGCCGGUACUCGCGCGCGCAGCGGCGCUCGCCGCAAACCUUAAAUCGCUAUUUAUGAUCAACUUUUAGUGUGUCUUUUUGUGUAGAAGUUUGUUCAGCGGCGUAGGCUUUUCUUCUUUAUCAAGGAAGCAAAUAUUUUAUCGCUUUAGUCUAUGAUCAAUUCACACGAUGACAAUGAUAAUGACAUCGUUUGCGUAAAAAUGCAGUUGCUCUAACUGAUCUUUUCAGCACUCAAGGAAAUGUUGGAAAAAAUGUUUAAGAAGCUUGUUUUUUAUAUCCUACAACUGGGAAUUUUGAAAGAUAUUCCACAGAUGUCAAAAAAUUGAAUUAUUGUGCAUUGUUUUGAAUACAAUCUCGAGGUUCUCUCCGAUUAAUUGAGCUGGCGCCCAGGCUACGUCACUGGCAAGGUCCCCGUGACACAAAUCAGCAGCGGCAACUAUAACGGUAUUCGCUGGUAUGACCUACUCUUGCGAAGUCGCGCUCUCUCAGUCUUUCCUCCUUCGUCCUCUCUUCGUUUUGCGUUUUUUUCAUGGACUCUCCUUUCCGUCCAGGGCUGAAUAUCCAGUUGGGCUUGAGUAAAAAGCACUACUCAAUAACCAUGAAACUCGGAAAAGCAAUUCUGCAUUUGUAUUUCUUCAUUUUCAUCAAAAUCAAACUAAAAUAGAGGUUGACAUAUCUUUAAAGAGAUCAUACUAUGUACUACGGCAACGUUUAAAAGCUAAACUUCCUCUCCAGCAAACAUUGAAUAUAACAUAAAUGUAACAUAAUGUAAAAUUUACAUGCAUAAUAUCUGUAUAUAGCAUUACAUUUGUGUUAUAUUCGGUGAACUUUGGUUGCUAUUUAAACGAGAUCCCUUUUUCGGUCACUUUUGCAAAAUUUAGAGUUUUUUCAUCCGAACGAUCGCGAUCAGCAUUCUGUUCGCGGAAAGUAUUAAGAGAAUCAGGACAUGGGCGAGGUGACACGAUAGGCCGCCACUGCCGCGCGAAUAGCAUCUUCUCUCCCGUACAUCGGCGGGCUACACUUUUUCUUCCACGUGAGAAACAUCGCCACAGGUCGCUUCGUCGCAUGGGCGGACGGCCGACCGGGCCGCGGUAGCUGAUUACGGGCAGUAAUGAAAGCGGCCUGCUUGCACGCGGUAGAUAGGCAGGUGCGCGCCGCCGUCUGUCAUGUAGUCUUCCCCCACGUCAUUUUCACACGUUGUCUGCCGCUUCCUCGUGUUGAAGCCGUCAAUGAGACCGACAGUCCUUGUCGCCGCUGUUGUUGUUGUUGUUGUUGUUGUUAUUGUUUUCCGCGGGGUUCUAGCAGGGUAAUUGCGAUAGCACGCGGGGAGCUACUUGAAACGUUAGUUGUCGGCUGUCACAGAUUACCCGCGGGUCCAGCCGCUGGACCAACGAGUCAAGAGCCUCGCGAGUUAUGAGAGCUAUCGUGCCCUUCGUUCUUCAGGUGAUUACAUUGCAACUGACGAGAUGCCAGGGUGACGGCGGCAGUGGUGGUGGUGGACCGAGCACGUUCGGAUAUGACGCCUCUUCAGCUUGUAGUAAGCCGUACUCGCGCGCGGGACGCGCGCGCCACGAGGAUCUACCCUGUGACUUUCGCCGACAGAACUGGUGCACGAUCGCCGGUAGCUCUUAUCCUUGGCACGCGGUACGUCGAUUUGUGCAAGAGAAUCAGGGAUUGAUGAGGCGCAUGUACGGUGACGAGAAUUACAUCAGUGUUCUUCGAGCGGAAUUUGACAAGAACGAUAUCGAAUUAAAGUACGAAAACUAUCAUCAUCAUUUCACCGACGAUUUGAGACAAUUUAUAUAUGACGACGAUUAUGAUUUCAUCGAUGACGAUCGAGCGAAAGUUAAUGAUGGCGAGUACGAAGGUCGUGGAUUCACCAGUCGUUCCUUCAACGAUCCUAUUGCUAAGCGAAUGAACACAUUUUCGAAACUUAGUGAGUACACUAGACCACAUUUUCGACCUACCGAGCGGACUAUCAGUUCAAUCACCACACCGUCGAGUAUGACAACCACCUCUUCGACUUUAUCUUCGACAUUGACUAGCACCACGAUUCCCAUUACGCACAGCACAUCGUCCUCGACGACGCCCGCGUCUACUGUCACGACUACGGGUGAUGAUGUUAAUACUCAAACUUCCGCAACGUCAACUUCUCCAAAACUUUCGAACACCAUUACCAAGAUGGGAGAUAGCGAUUCUAUGAUAAAUAAAACGACAACGACAACAACGAUGAUGACGACGACAAUGAUGACUACGACAAUAACAUCGCCAACUCAGAUCGUCAAAGAACAAAAUUUCAGCAUUAAUGAAAUUCUUGAGCAAAAUGACAAGAUCAAUCUGGAGGAACCAGAGGUGAUGGCCUUAUAUUUAGAAAAAACGACAUUUAAAGAGGAUACGACCCUGGAGUUAUCCGGAACGACGAUGGAUGUCCCUACGGAAUUGCUGGCUGAUCAAGAAGAGGAAGAAAAGGAAGUGCUUGACGCUUCCAUGAAGACAACAGUACAUGAAGAGCUAAUAGCUGCAGCGAGUCAUGAACAGCAACAGUUCAGACCGCGUCCUGAGUACCGGCCGUCAGGUGUAGCUGAGUCGAGUAUCGGGGGACAACUUUAUCAAGAUGUUGCAGCGAAGGAUCAACAGGAACAGUCAGUAUUGAAGUUGAAAGGAGUGAACGCCUGUCCCGUCAAGGAAGAAGUGGUAGCCCCGUUUUGGGCCAAUAAUACUCGCGGUGAGAUCUUGGCGCUUCUCAAUCUAUACCCCUUCGAACAAUAUGUCCAUUGGGAGAAGUGCACACAUGAGAACAAGCAAAUGUAUUGUCGGAAUGGAUGUAGAUGCGAGCAGCAGUAUCGGCUGCAUCGAUUAUUGGCUUACGAUCCCAACAACGAAUGCCGAGGUAUUUUCAGUGACUGGUUUAGGUUUCCUAGCUGCUGCAUCUGCCGCUGUUACGAUCUGCCACUGGAAUUUCGAGUGACGUCGCGUUCACCACGUACCUCGCACAAACGACGAAUCAAGGUUCAAUCGCCAACGCGAAACCGUUAUCCGUGAUUUAAUUGUCUUUUGGCUGGUCAACUGCCAAAUACUGCAAUGUGUAAAUUGAAGACGACACGCUAGAUGAGAUUCUACAUGAAAUUUUAACGAGUGCAGUACAAAUCAAUAUUUUUUUAAAAUUUAAACUCUCUUUACUUCAGAGAUUCUAGAUUUACUGUUGACAUGUAUGAUAUCUUUUAUGUAUGUUUGUCAAACAUUUUCUAUUUAUUUCAUAUAUUGAAAUUAUAUAAAAAGUUACAUAUAUUUAUAGUAGAAUAGAUAUGUGCGUAUUUACAAAUAUUUAUGAAACAUAUUUAUAUACAUAUAAUUAUUAAAUUAUUUAAAAUUUUUGGUAAGUUAAUUAAAUAACGACGAUAUUUGUAAACAAGAGUCCCUCCGAUGUUGUUUCCGAAAAAAGUAUGAUUAAAUUAUUAAUUUACAUUAAUAAUUUAUUAAGAAGUUAAAUUAAUAGUUUUUGUACUGUUCACAUAAAUGAAAAAUUUUCUUUCAAAAAAUUUUGUCAUAGUCUAUCGAAAUAAUUUGUACAGUUUUGUCGGUCCAACAUAAUUAAAGAAAUUCCUACAAAAAUAUAAAAAACCUAAAAAUUUUCAGGAAAUGGAAACUUCUCGUGUUCAAAUCUUUCAUUAUGUAAAUAUGAUCAUUUUUCUUUGAGCACAUAAUAAGUAAAGAACGACUUGUAGAUUUUAAUUAAUUAAUAUUUCGAGAACACAUCAGAAAAAAGAAACAAUCUAGAUUUGUUUGAUUUUUACCAC
Messenger RNA from Monomorium pharaonis (pharaoh ant), 4027 nucleotides. It is a transcript of the gene spz4, whose product is annotated as protein spaetzle 4. NCBI's taxonomy places the organism in Eukaryota, Metazoa, Arthropoda, Insecta, Hymenoptera, Formicidae. Gene Ontology annotation, molecular function: Toll binding; growth factor activity. The coding region runs from base 1644 to 3272 and encodes 542 amino acids. The record is from RefSeq and is a predicted model, not a curated record. Gene Ontology annotation, biological process: innate immune response; regulation of Toll signaling pathway; central nervous system formation. The transcript is spliced from 6 exons. Gene Ontology annotation, cellular component: extracellular region.